AUGCCCCGCUAUACAGUUGUCCGCACUCUUGGCAUCGGCUCCUCAGGCCAUGUUCGUCUAGCGUUACCAUCUAACUCAACUCGUCCGGUUUGCAUCAAACAAGUCUCGUUGGAGGGCUUGAAUGUGGAAGACAGAAAAUCAGUUGAACUUGAAGCCUUGAUUUUGCAAAAAUUGCCUAAACACCCUAAUGUGGUUGAGUUUCGGGAAGCUUGGAUCGACAAACAGUCGUUGUGGAUUGUUUGUGAAUAUGCCGCUGGUGGAGAUCUGGCUAAGUUCAUCAAGGCCCGGAAUGGGUCUCCCAUUCCUGAAUGUCUUAUUUGGCAAUGGGCAGCCCACAUCUUCCUAGCACUCUCGCAUCUCCAUUCUCAUAACGUUCUUCAUAGGGAUAUCAAAACAAAGAACAUUUUCAUAACUGGGACCAACGUGCUCCAAUUGGGGGAUUUUGGGAUCGCACGAAUUUUACGACAACAGGAGCAAGCUUACACACCCAUUGGUACACCGUUUUAUCUGUCACCUGAAGUCUGUGAAGGGCGGGGAUACGGAUUUGCCAGCGAUAUUUGGGGUGUUGGAUGUGUGCUGUAUGAACUCACGACACUCCGCCAUGCCUUUUCUGCGAAAUCGCUCAAAACUCUGAUACCGAAAAUCCUAACUGGAAAGUAUGACCCAAUCGCAAACGAGUACAGUUUGGCAUUGAGAAAUCUCAUCUCGUUGUUAUUAACGACAAAUCCUGACGCACGGCCUUCUGUCCGUGAUAUUUUAGCAAUGAAUUGUGUGGGAAAGUGGUGUGAAAAGAUGAACGGACCUGAUAGAGUGGGCCAGAGAUACACGCCCCGGUGGACAGAGGACAACACGGUGGAAGGUAGCCAGAAAUGGGCCCCGCACCAGGAGAUAAAUCGCGGAGAAACCGUUACGGGGAACGCACCAAACCCCAUUAAACCUGCGCUUGGACCUCAGCGCAUACCAACUCCAUCACCUGCGGAUUCCACCUUCACCCGCAUCGAGCUCGCCCGACUGUAUAUUGAGCGCGAGAUCGGUCUACCGCGCUUUUUUCGUGACAACCAGCUGUACCAGAGAGCGCAAAUGACUACGACAAAAUCUGAUGAAGGCGCGGAUCCCGAUACCUGUGCAAUUAGAAUGGUGAGACAGUUGGUCGAAUGUGAAAAUUGGGCAUAUGCUUUCACCCCUCCCGGCAAGGAAGAAAGGGGAUUGGCGAAGAAGAUAUAA
Molecule: messenger RNA, 1224 nt
Organism: Spizellomyces punctatus DAOM BR117
Lineage: Eukaryota; Fungi; Chytridiomycota; Chytridiomycetes; Spizellomycetales; Spizellomycetaceae
Product: NEK protein kinase
Exons: 10
Coding region: 1-1224 (407 amino acids)
Biological process (GO): protein phosphorylation
Molecular function (GO): ATP binding; protein kinase activity
Source: RefSeq, a predicted model, not a curated record